CAAUGGAGUGGGCGGGCGCGCGCGCGUGUGAGAGAAUGAAUGAUGUCAGGGAGGACGGUGGCUCUUGCGGCGAGCAUGAGACUGGCGGUAAACACGGUGACGGUGGCGGCGGGCCCGAGCGAGCGCUGCCCCCGCCGCGGAGCCGCCCUCCAGCGGGGGAGCGGUUCCAGCUGCGGCACUGCUGAAGCAGCGCCGCGGGCGGGAAACCUCUGCGAGAAGUGUCGCCGCCGCUGACGCCCUUAAAGCCAGUCCCUUUCGCCGCGAAGGAGAAGAGUCUGAGGCUGUGAGAGGAGCAAAUCGCAGGGGGAAGGUAGAGAUUGUGGCAAACUUUCUAGCUGCUUCUGCGUGCUGCUGCCUCAGUGGAGGGAGUGUCUGGCCGUGAGGAACUGCAGAGCCCAAACCUGAGAGCCCCGAGGCUCCAAAAAAGACUUCCAGCUGCCUUUAGAGGAGGAACUGCCAGCAGAGCAAGCUUUUCCAUAUACGGCUGAGUAGAUGAUGCAGCACUAGGGGAAAGAUUUGUCUUCACAACUUGCUGUACAGUAUCUGAAUAGUGAAAGCACAAUGGACACUUUCUAAAGUUUUACAGACAUCAAAAAUCAUCCAGGAACAAGAACGUUGGACUUCAAAGAUUAACAGACUUCAGAGAGCCCAGAAAUCUGUCACUGAUAAACCCGAUUUGGCCAUACCGCUUGGGAAUGAAUACCAUUGAGACAGCAAAGCUUGAAGAACAUAUGGAGGGUCAAAACAAUGACACUUCUAAUGGCUACUCAAGACCUACUCUCUCAGUCAGUGAAGAGAACAAAAAUGGCACUAGCAAACCAAAGGGCUUGUCUAACGGUUUGCGAAAAACAGCAAAGAAAUAUCCUGAUUACAUCCAGAUUGCUAUGCCUGCUGAGUCUAGGAACAAAUUUCCUCUGGAAUGGUGGAAAACAGGCAUUGCCUUUGUCUAUGCUCUCUUCAACUUGAUUCUAACAACUGUCAUGAUCACUGUGGUCCAUGAGAGAGUACCUCCAAAGGAGCUAAGCCCUCCCUUGCCUGACAAAUUCUUUGAUUACAUUGAUCGUGUGAAAUGGGCUUUUUCUGUAUCAGAAAUAAAUGGAAUGAUACUAGUUGGAUUAUGGAUAUUCCAGUGGUUGUUUCUUAGAUACAAAUCAAUAGUGGGACGCAGGUUCUUUUUUAUAAUAGGAACUUUGUAUCUGUACCGCUGUAUUACUAUGUACGUUACCACCUUACCUGUGCCUGGAAUGCAUUUUCAGUGUGCACCAAAGUUGAAUGGAGAUUCUCAGGCAAAGGUUCAGAGGAUCCUGCGACUGAUUUCUGGUGGUGGUCUAUCCAUAACUGGAUCACACAUCCUAUGCGGAGACUUCCUGUUUAGUGGUCACACUGUGGUAUUAACGCUGAUCUACCUGUUCAUCAAAGAGUAUUCACCACGUCAUUUCUGGUGGUAUCACUUAAUCUGCUGGCUAAUGAGUGCUGCUGGAAUAAUUUGUAUCCUUGUUGCUCAUGAACACUAUACCAUAGAUGUCAUCAUUGCUUACUAUAUCACUACACGGCUUUUCUGGUGGUACCACUCAAUGGCUAAUGAAAAGACUUUAAAGGUCUCUUCGCAGACAAAUUUUCUCUCUCGAGCAUGGUGGUAUCCAAUAUUUUAUUUCUUUGAGAAGAACGUGCAAGGCUCUGUUCCUUGUAGCUUUUCCUGGCCGAUAUCUUGGCCUCCUAGCUGCUUCAAAUCUUCAUGCAAAAAAUAUUCACGUGUUCAGAAGACAGGAGAAGACAAUGAAAAAUCUACCUGAAGAAAAGAAGGAAAGCAUCUGCUCUGUUUUUUUACCAAAACAUUAAUGCUGUAACCAAAGUUCUUAAGAGGACUACACUGUAACUGAAGAAGUGGACCAAGCUUCUGUGCAAUUGAUUGGAAAAACAAUUGUAGACACGCAUAUUGCCAUUUCGUAUGUUUUCGUAUCAUCAGGCUGUACAGACCUGUUCUACUCUUCAGUGCUAAUAGAAUGCACCACUGAUGGGAUUUUUUUAUAUUCAAGAAAAAAUGGAGCAGGACUUUGCUUUACUAAUGAGAUAGAGGUGCCAAAGACCACAUUAACACUUUCAUUGCUAACUAUCACUCAUCCACAGAAGCACCCAAAAAUCUCAUCUUCAGACUUCUGGAGUGUGCAAGGGCAAAAACAUGUGAACAUGUAAAGGCACAACAUCAGUGUACUGAGGUGUAUAAAAAAAAAGAAAAGCAAAACACAAUUGUGGGAAGUGGUUUGUUGCAUUAUUCUUGCUAAUGAAGGUAAGGCCUUUGCAUGACUGGUACAGCUGGAAGCAAGUCUUGACUUUUUUUACACUCUGUGGGUACGAAUAUCUUAUGACCCUAAAAUGCUACUUACCACCGUUAUCUCCCAUAUACUCUACUAGAUACUGAUUUUUACAUUUUUAUUAGUAAUUUUAUAUUUAAACUGUUGUGCUACCUGAUGACUUUGCAAAUUAGGAAUAGCUGCCAACAUCAGAGCUCAAGGGGCCUAAAAUUUUAUUUUUAAAAAAGGACACCAUUUCAAAGUCUAAACCUUUAAUUGCAGUUUGGCCUUGUGUAUAUAGCUAUACAGUGCCUAUCGGUGUAUGUAUGUGCAUAUACACACAAAAGCACACGCUGCUGCGUAGUUAAACACAAUUAAACAAAACUACUUGUUGGAAAGAGUGAUCAUACAGUUCUUAAUUCAGGCAUAAGUCCUACAGAUCUCACCUGCUUGAGGAAUGCAAGGCCAGGUCCAAAAUGGGGCUAUAUUUAAAAUAAACUUUUUAAUUUUAGUAGCUAUCUCUCUUGCUGACAGUAUGUAGCAGGUUUGCUUGGGAGCCAUAGUUCUGCAUUGAAUUUCUUUUUUGCCUGUUGGCAUGUUUCUAUGACUUUGUUUGUGGGUUUUUUUUUAAAGUGCCAAGGUGAAUACCUACAACAGUAGCAUUUCUUCAAUUAUUACCUAAAACCAUUUCAUAUUAAAUGACACUGUGGCAGAACUCACAUGCAAAUUCUGUUUUCUCUUCCCUACCCCACCCCCUCCCCGGCCAGGUUUGAGGCCAACUAAAGUGGCUAUUUAAGCAAGUUGGCUGAGAAUGUGAGAAAAUUACCAUGGCAAACAUGUAACAAAAACACAGACUCACAGCUACCUGGUUCUUGCUGGUUUUUAUUGUUUUGUACUGUUGAGAAAGCAAAGUAGGAAAUUAGCAUUCUAUGUUUAACCAUUUAUGUUCUGUAUUAAUUUCUGCAGUUAAUUUUGUUUUCAAAUCUUCAGUAAAAUCUGAUAGCAAAGAUAAAACUGCAUUAAGUGUUGAAGUGGUACUAAUAUAAAUGAAAUGCUGGUUAUUUUAAAAAUGUCUUGAACUGAGUGACAAGUGUGAAGAGUUUACUUAAAUGACAACUUUUUUUAAAAAGCCCAGUUAAAGUUAUAAAAUGCAAUACAGAGUAUUUAAUAAGAUUUUUUAGUUAAGGGGAUCAAUUGCUAUGAGUUGUACAUAAGAAUAUUAUUAAUGUGCGUUUCAAAUAUUUUUGUGCAUUAUUGAAAUAAUACAAUAAACAAUGUUCCUUAUAAUACAUCCUUGGUAAAACUUAGCUAAGAAAGACA
Phalacrocorax carbo (great cormorant) is the source of this 3611-nucleotide messenger RNA. The record is from RefSeq and is a predicted model, not a curated record. NCBI's taxonomy places the organism in Eukaryota, Metazoa, Chordata, Aves, Suliformes, Phalacrocoracidae.